Thermothelomyces thermophilus ATCC 42464 is the source of this 2371-nucleotide messenger RNA. RefSeq lists its product as uncharacterized. The transcript has a single exon. The record is from RefSeq and is a predicted model, not a curated record. Lineage: Eukaryota; Fungi; Ascomycota; Sordariomycetes; Sordariales; Chaetomiaceae. Gene Ontology annotation, biological process: regulation of transcription by RNA polymerase II. Bases 285 to 1442 code for a protein of 385 amino acids. Gene Ontology annotation, cellular component: nucleus.
UGCUCUCCCGCAAUCUAUCUGGACCCCGUCCCUCGACUUUCUCCAGCCCUUUUCUUUCCAUCCCCUCGUUUCCUCUUUACUGGAUGAAACCCCCGUUUGGUCCCUCGCUCGGUCCUCUUCACCACGCUAGCACAAUCUGCAAAACCGCCUCGGCUCGACCGGUUCUUGUUACCUGUUGAACUUUCGGGCAGACAACGGUGUACUUGGCUGUGUAACAACACGGAGCUUUUGCUUCCUCUCAAGUCUGUAAAUCGAAUCACGAAUUUGAUUAGAACACGCCCACGAUGCCGGCUGGUUUGCAUACACGAGAUGCGUCGGGAAGGCGUGUGUCGAUCCUCAACGACGACCACAGCCCGCAUUUCACGACCGGCGUCUCCCCCAUUGUUACUCCCUCCUACGACCCGCGAGCCCCGAGGACCGCCUCGACGCCGGCUACACCGGAGCUGCUUCGGUCCAACUCAUACGACUCUCACAUGGCCGCUGUCGAGCCCGCCUCACCUUUAACUCCACUCUAUGACCCAGGAUUCCGGUACAACCCCCCCGCGCCCGAGUACCGGUCCGUCUACGAAGACUACUAUGUUGAGGGCACGCAUGUUCAUGCGGGAAUGAAACGGCGCCCCAGCGCGUUUAGUGACGGCCGGUCUGUUACUUACGACGACGACCUGUAUCACACCGCCCCUACCACCGUCGUCUCAUGCUCGUCCUCCUCGUCCUCCUCGCCCUCGUCCUCCUCCUCUUCUUCUUCCUCCUCCUCGCCCCCUUCCACGUCUACCGCCACCAGCUCGACUACCAUACCUGGCAGCGAAAGGCCCGGGAAGCGCUUCCCAUGUCGCUACCGGGAAACACAUGGCUGCGACAAGACCUUCACAACGUCCGGUCACGCCUCACGCCACGCCAAGAUCCACACUGCUGAAAAAGGAGUCAACUGCUCCUUCGAAGGCUGCCCAAAAAGGUUCACGCGCGCCGACAACAUGAAGCAGCACCUUGAGACGCACUACAAGGAUAAGUCUCGUUCUUCGAUUUCCCGACCCUCUGUCUCCGGCGGGAGACGAUCUUCCUCUGCUUCCUCGUCCUCUUCCUCCCUAGGGAAGCUGUCUUCAUCGUCCUCUUUGUCAUCUGCAUCAGCAGCAGCGAGCCGCAACCGAAUCAUGGCGAUGACCACAGCAGCUAUGGCAGCAAUAGCAGCAACGGCAACAGCACAGUCAUCGCCAUCGCCACCGCCACCAUCAUCAUCCUCCUCCUCAUUACCACGCAUGAACGGCCUAGAGCCCGCCCUGUUUCGAGGAAUGCCGGUACAGCCGCCCCCAAACGGCAGCGCCUGGGACAUGCGCGACCUUGAUGACAAGCUCGUCAAUCGUACUUCCACUAGGGACGCGCUUCCUACGCGGACAGGGCUCGAUACCCUUGCAUUGGCGGCUUUGCGCCAGGGCAGCGGGAGGUGAAAACAUCCUUCUACCAUCUAUCUACACCCUUUCUCGACUAAAACCGGGACUUGAUCGUCUUGAGGGACAGCUUAUCACGAUUUUCGUUUUCGGCACUCUGCACGGACAUACACGCGGGACUUUUAAUUACGGCCACGGGAGGUUGCAACAUUUCGGGAGGCGAAUGAGGUGCGCGUUCAUCUGGCGUUUCGCGUUCAAGGGUUAGGUAAUCCGGAACUGGAGCCGGGUUCUCAGUUGCAUUUUUCUCUCAGAAACGAUAUCCGUAAUGUUUUUUUUUCUAUUUUGUGUCUCUUUUUCUUGGAAUCUGGGCGUUCUUUCUGGGGCGCAACAAACGGACGGCAAAUGGAUUAGACGGGAUCGGGUUGAUAAAACUAUCCUGUCUCUCCGUGAUAAGCGAGAAGAGAGCUGCUGGUAUCUACGGGAUCGGCUUCCUUGAUGUCAAGAGAGGGAGGAUCUUUCAGCCUCGUAGGACCAGGUUAUUUACCAUGUUUGACACCACCAAUUGAUGGGGAUACGGCCGAAGCAACGGAUGGUCGUAUGUCAGAUUUGCGAAUUACGAAGCCUGCUUUCUUUCGCGGGAACUUGGGUUGGGGAGCUAGGGUUUAGCUGUGUUGGGACCGAUAGUUCUUCACCUGGGAAAGAAGCUCCAGCGGACGCGGAGCGACAAGCAAGGUGUUGGGUACGCCGGUCGGCGUCGGGUUGGUGAGAUGCACUGAUAGGCCAUCACCAAAUGGCCUAGGAACGCACUCAUUUUCCCAUCACGCUGAUGAGGAGGUUUGCACGGGCAAGCAGUACGUACAUCGGUCGAAGGAAGAGUCAAAGCCUCUGUACGCAGCUCAACCAGGGUAAUCCACGCUGAGCGUGAAUAAAAACAAAGUGUAGUUAUGUAUGUACACGAGCAGAACCCUUACCGUGGUAGGGCAACUAUG